Molecule: messenger RNA, 1608 nt
Organism: Phragmites australis (common reed)
Lineage: Eukaryota; Viridiplantae; Streptophyta; Magnoliopsida; Poales; Poaceae
Product: cytochrome P450 71A1-like
Exons: 2
Coding region: 13-1599 (528 amino acids)
Molecular function (GO): oxidoreductase activity, acting on paired donors, with incorporation or reduction of molecular oxygen; monooxygenase activity; heme binding
Source: RefSeq, a predicted model, not a curated record
UGCAUUCACCAAAUGGAGAGCACAGCCACAGCCACCAUGUCCGCCUUGAGGCGUUCGCUGCUCCUCCCAUGCACUACGUCCAUGCAAGCCACUCUCCUCCUUGUGCUGCUCCUUGUAAUCAUCGUGUCAUGCGUGCUGCGACUCGGUGCUCGUCGCAGCAAGAAAUUCGCUGAUGACGCGCACCACCUGCCGCCCUCCCCGUGGCGAUUCCCUAUCAUCGGCAACCUCCACCAGAUUGGCAGGCUCCCGCACCGCUCCCUGCGCGCGCUCGCCGCGGCCCAUGGCCCCGUCAUGCUCCUCCGCCUCGGCCAGGUGCCUGCCGUCAUUGUCUCCUCGGCGGACGCGGCGCGGGAGGUGAUGCAGGCGCAGGACCACGUGUUCGCCAACCGCCCGUCGCUCGCCAUCCCGAGGAGGCUCCUGUACGGCUGCGCCGACAUCGCCUUCGCGCCGCACGGCCCCUACUGGCGCGGCGUUCGCAAGAUGGCCGUGCGCCACCUCCUGAGCCCGUCCAGGGUGCGGGCCUACCGCACCGUGAGAGAGCAAGAGGUGGAGGCGCUCGUCCAGAGGGUGCAGUACGAAUCCCGCGGCGGCGGCGUAGUGCGUCUGAGCGAGCUCCUGAGCGACUUUGCCAAGGACGUGGCCGGGCGGAUCGUGCUCGGGCUGCGCGCCGCCGGGGACGACGGGUGGCGUGCCAGGAUAGACGCGCUGUUGGAGGAGUGCAACGUGCUGCUCGCCACCUUCCACGUCGGCGACUAUAUCCCGUGCCUGUCGUGGGUGAGUGCCGUCGACGGCACGGACGCCAGAGUGAGGAGAGCGUUUGAGAGAAUCGAUCGGAUCCUCGACGAGAUCGUGGAUGACGCUGGCAGGAGGACGGGAACAGGACCAGACAUGCACGACGACGCAUUCGUGCAUGUGUUGCUGUCGCUGCAAAAGGAAUCAGCCGGGACAGAGUGGCGCAUCAGCAGAGACAACGUCAAGGCGCUCUUGGAGGACUUGUUCGGAGCGGGGACAGAAGCGACGAUCAUCGUCCUGGAAUGGGCCAUGGCAGAGCUGCUCCGCGAUAAGGGAGCCAUGCAGAGGCUGCAGCACGAGGUAAGGCAAGCCGCGAGAAGCAACUACAACUCCCUGAUCACCGAGCAAGAUUUGCCAGCAAUGAGGUACCUGAGAGCCGUGAUAAAGGAGACGAUGCGGCUGCACACGCCAGGGCCCCUGCUGCUCCCCCGCGAGUCCAUGCAGGCCACGCGGAUCAGCGAGCGCUGCGACGUCCCGAGGAACACCAUGGUGAUCGUGAACGCGUGGGCCAUCGGCAGGGAUCCGGUGGCAUGGGAGUCGCCGGAGGAGUUCCAGCCGGAGAGGUUCAUCAACAGCGCGGUGGACUUCCGGGGCCAGCACUUCCAGCUGAUACCAUUUGGCGCCGGCCGUCGGAUGUGCCCGGGGGUCAACCUCUCCAUGUCCGUGGUGGAGCUCGCGCUCGCGAACCUCAUGGGCCGGUUCGAUUGGGCGCUGCCAAAGGGAGAGCCGGAGCUGGACAUGGAGGAGGCACCCGGCUGCACGUCGCGGAAGAGGGCUCCGCUCCGUGCCGUCGCUCUGCAGCGCUGAUCGAGCCUU